This is a messenger RNA of Tetrahymena thermophila SB210, 1254 nucleotides long. Its product is annotated as DNA 3'-phosphatase. The record is from RefSeq and is a predicted model, not a curated record. Gene Ontology annotation, molecular function: polynucleotide 3'-phosphatase activity; double-stranded DNA binding; ATP-dependent polydeoxyribonucleotide 5'-hydroxyl-kinase activity. Gene Ontology annotation, biological process: DNA repair. The transcript is spliced from 10 exons. NCBI's taxonomy places the organism in Eukaryota, Ciliophora, Oligohymenophorea, Hymenostomatida, Tetrahymenidae.
AUGUCAUCAAAAUCUACAAGAUCAGCAGCUAAGAAAGAAGAAAAGCAAAUUGAAAAAGUUCCAAAGAAAUAAAAUAGCGAUGAAGAAGAGCAAGAAGAAGAAAAAAAAGAUAACAAGUAAAGCAUAGAAUAUACUUGGUCAACUCAUAAAACAAUAGGAGUUGGAAUUCCUAAAGGGCAUAUUGCUGAAAGCGAUAAAAUAGCAAGCUUUGAUAUGGAUUAUACAAUUAUAAGAACUAAAAGCGGUAAAAAAUUCCCUUAAAAUGAGCACGAUUGGUUAUUAUGGGAUGUAAAAGUGAAAUCAAAAAUGUAGCAGCUUUAUAAAGAUGGUUUUACUAUAGUUAUUUUUUCUAAUUAAGGUGGUAUUGGCAAAGGCCAUACAACUCACAAGGAAAUUAAUACAAAGAUUACAAAUAUUGCUAAUGAAUUAGAAUUACCUAUUUUUUCCUUGUAUGCAACAUAAGAAGAUGAAAAUAAGAAGCCAAACAAAGGGAUGUGGGAAUACUUUUUAUAAAAGAUAAAGACAAAGCCCACCUUUGAUGAAAAAAAUUCUUUCUAUUGUGGAGAUGCUGCAGGCAGAAAAGCUCCUGUUAAAGAUUUUAGCGACUCUGACUUAAAAUUCGCUUUGAAUAUUGGGUUGACUUUCUACACUCCAGAUCAAUUAUUCUUAGAUAAAAAGGAAAAUAUUUCUACUACAGAUUUUUUUAAUCCUAAAAAUCUACCAACCUAAGGUGAUCUUUUCAAACAAAAAGGGGUAAAAACUUCUUCUGAUAAAUAAGAAAUGAUUAUUAUGGUUGGAUCAGCAGGUUCAGGAAAGUCAACAUUUGUUGAGAAUUAUCUUAAAGAUUAUGUGAGAAUUAACAGAGAUACUUUGAAAACUAUGCCCAAGUGCUUAGAAGCAGCUGAAAAGGCUAUUUAACAAAAAAAAAAUGUAGUUAUUGAUAAUACUAAUCCUACCGUUGAAAGCCGUAAAGAUUUCAUAGCUUUAGCUAAAAAACACAAAAUCUAGGUUAGAGCAUUUGAUUUAUAAAUUACAAAGGACUUAGCAUUCCACUUAGAUAACUAAAGAGAAAACAACAAAAACAGGACUCACUUUUCAAAAAGAGUUGGUAAAAUCCCCAUCCAUAAAUUCUUCAAAGAUUACCAAGCUCCUACCGAACAAGAAGGUUUUGAUCAAAUUGGCACAGUCAAUUUUAUAGCAGGUCCUUUUAACAACAAAGCAGACGAAGAAAGUUUCUUUAGCUUUACAAAAUGA